This is a messenger RNA of Cyprinodon tularosa, 1854 nucleotides long. RefSeq lists its product as uncharacterized. The transcript has 7 exons. NCBI's taxonomy places the organism in Eukaryota, Metazoa, Chordata, Actinopteri, Cyprinodontiformes, Cyprinodontidae. The coding region runs from base 6 to 962 and encodes 318 amino acids. The record is from RefSeq and is a predicted model, not a curated record.
UAUACAUGGUCUGCAGCCACUCAUUCCUACAUUCUUUUUCUCUUUUUUUUCAAGAAGGCAAGACAAGAGGACAACACAAGAACAACAUGGAGGCUUCAUAUGCUGCAAACAGGACUUACCUGCUGUGCCCUGUGUGCAAGAAGACCUGGCCAGCACUCUCACAGCACCUGACAAGAACCUGCAUGAAGCGCAAUCUGCAGGAUAUCCCAGGUGCUGUGGCAAAGGCUAAGACAGAUGCCCAUGAAAUCCUGGUUUCAGGGCGUGUCUUCACCUUUGACCAGAUCCAAAACAUCAUGAGGACUGCACGUGCAUUACACAACAUGAUUGAAGAGCUGCAGACGCGGCAUUUCGUGGUGCGAGGCAUCCCGUCCGACUUCUACCACAGUGCUGCCGGGCAGCAACCUGGAGGUUAUCUGGCUCAGCAACUUUCAGGUUGGGCUGCAGCUGAGCAGAGUGACAAGUCUGAAGGAGUGGGAAGCAGCAGCAGUGAUGAGACUUUUCAAGAUGAGCCAAAUGCUGGGUGGCAAACCGACAAAAGACAACAGAUGCUUGAUAGGGGUCUUUACGACAAGCACUCCAGGGAUCACAAAUUGCUCAGAGACUAUGCUAGAUAUCUCCACAAAAAACGGCAGAUUGAGAAUUACACACAAGAUGUGGCCAAUGUAGCAAGAUACCUGUACUACAUGGACCCCAAGGAACCUUCUCUUCAAUUUGUCCUGAACAAAGAGAAGACCCAGCAGUACCUCAGGGACCUGACCCAAGCCGGCCUAAUGAAGCAGACGCAGAUCAACUAUCUGAAAAACCUCAAACGUUUCCUGAAAUUCCACACCUAUCACACUGACCUGAAGAAGCGCGACCCCAAGCUUCAUGGCCACUGUGUGGAUUUCAUUGAGUUCUUGGGUUUGCAACAGGGGACUUUAUCCAAACAAGUGAGCAAGGGAGCUGGUAAGAAAGAGGCAUAGAUCUUUAUCUACAGACUCUCAACUUGCUCCAAAGAUGUGGCUUUGCUGAAGACUGCAAAGACGGACUUUUUGACGGUCAUUUGCAAAUGAAACCCAACUCACCCCCCCAGAAAUCACCCUUGUAGUCUACUACCUUGUUUUUUGACUUUUUGUUCUCAGGUAAACACACAGUCAGCUACUUUCACCUUGUAACCGAUAAAAUGUGUAUGGUUCAGUGAAAAUACAACAAGCGUACGCUCGCCUGACACUCCACACCCGUCUUGACCGACUUCAGCAUUGGGUUUUGUACAUAGAUAUUGACAGUCUCAUUUACGUGGUUAAACCAGGUGAGACUCCCUUGGAGCUGGGGGAUUAUCUGAGUGAUUUAACGGAUUAGCUGGGAGGCAAUACGAUUCAGAAAUUUGCAUCAACAAGAACCAAAAAGCUUUGCAUAUCAGACCAGAAACAGGAAAAAGGUUGUGAUGCACGUAAAAGCCAUCACUUAAAGUCAGGAAUGUAGUGAUAGUGUGAAAGACCUGGUGGAAGGUUAUUUACAAGGUUCUACAGGGGUCGUUUCAGAAGCUGCACAAUGUACCAUUAGGCGAGAUAAAAAGCUUUCAGCUUAAAAAUGCCACAUUUCAGAAAAAGUUCCAUGUGGUGCAUGACAAGAGAAGGCUUUUUCCCGACGUAACAACUCUGCUGUUUGGUUACUAAGUGUUGUGAAAAUGUUGGUCUCCUCUGAAACACAGGAGAUUGACUUUGACCCAAGAUUCAGAACACCCUUUUCAUGAAUGCUUGUAGGCCCAAGUGGAUGUGGAAAAUAUUUCUUUGUAAAACCUGUUUUGCAGAUAUGUAACCAUGUCAUGGAUGUUGUACCAGAAAAUAUUGUGUGGAUUUAUACUUCUUUUCAAAG